Messenger RNA from Ailuropoda melanoleuca (giant panda), 2868 nucleotides. It is a transcript of the gene P4HA1, whose product is annotated as prolyl 4-hydroxylase subunit alpha 1. Lineage: Eukaryota; Metazoa; Chordata; Mammalia; Carnivora; Ursidae. Gene Ontology annotation, molecular function: L-ascorbic acid binding; procollagen-proline 4-dioxygenase activity; protein binding. Gene Ontology annotation, cellular component: endoplasmic reticulum. Gene Ontology annotation, biological process: peptidyl-proline hydroxylation to 4-hydroxy-L-proline. The transcript is spliced from 16 exons. Bases 254 to 1858 code for a protein of 534 amino acids. The record is from RefSeq and is a predicted model, not a curated record.
AAAAGGGCUAACUGGCUCCCUCUGCUGCCCAGUCGCGCCGCCAGCGGGCUGAGGGAAGGGAGCAGGUAUCCGGCCCGAGAGCAGGGUACAGGGGACUGAAGAACGCGCCGCCCCUCCCGCCCCACUUCCCAGGAUGCUUGACUCUUAAAUGCUUAUAGUGAUUUGCUUUGCAAGCUGCUAACUGAAUGAAGAUGGAAAUGAAUGGAAUUGAGACAUCAGAAGUGUGUGAACCUGAAAAAUUAAGUGUUCCAAGAUGAUCUGGCAUAUUUUAAUUGUAGGGAUUCUACUUCCCCAGUCUUUGGCCCAUCCAGGCUUUUUUACUUCAAUUGGUCAGAUGACUGAUUUGAUCCAUACUGAGAAAGAUCUGGUGACUUCUCUGAAAGACUAUAUUAAGGCAGAAGAGGACAAAUUAGAACAAAUAAAAAAAUGGGCAGAGAAGUUAGAUAGACUAACCAGCACAGCGACAAAAGAUCCAGAAGGAUUUGUUGGGCAUCCAGUAAAUGCAUUCAAAUUAAUGAAACGUCUGAACACUGAAUGGAGUGAGUUGGAGAAUCUGGUCCUUAAGGAUAUGUCAGAUGGCUUUAUCUCUAACCUAACCAUUCAGAGACAGUACUUCCCUAAUGAUGAAGAUCAGGUUGGGGCAGCAAAAGCUCUGUUGCGUCUCCAGGACACCUACAAUUUGGAUACAGACACCAUCUCAAAGGGUAAUCUCCCAGGAGUAAAACACAAAUCUUUUCUAACAGUUGAAGACUGUUUUGAGUUGGGCAAAGUGGCCUAUACAGAAGCCGAUUAUUACCAUACAGAACUGUGGAUGGAACAAGCACUAAGGCAGCUGGAUGAAGGCGAGAUUUCUACCAUUGAUAAAGUCUCUGUUCUAGAUUAUUUGAGCUACGCGGUAUACCAGCAGGGAGACCUGGAUAAGGCACUUUUGCUCACAAAGAAGCUUCUUGAACUAGAUCCUGAACACCAGAGAGCUAACGGUAACUUAAAAUAUUUCGAAUAUAUAAUGGCUAAAGAAAAAGAUGUCAAUAAGUCUGCUUCAGAUGAUCAAUCUGAUCAGAAAACCACACUGAAGAAAAAAGGGGCUGCUGUGGAUUACCUGCCAGAGAGACAGAAGUACGAAAUGCUGUGCCGUGGGGAGGGUAUCAAAAUGACUCCUCGGAGACAGAAAAAACUCUUUUGCCGUUACCAUGAUGGAAACCGGAAUCCUAAAUUCAUUCUGGCUCCAGCCAAACAGGAGGAUGAGUGGGACAAGCCUCGUAUUAUUCGCUUCCAUGAUAUUAUUUCUGAUGCAGAAAUUGAAAUUGUCAAAGAUCUAGCAAAACCAAGGCUGAGCCGAGCUACAGUACAUGACCCUGAGACUGGAAAAUUGACCACAGCACAGUACAGAGUAUCUAAGAGUGCCUGGCUGUCUGGCUAUGAAAACCCUGUGGUGUCUCGAAUUAAUAUGAGAAUACAAGAUCUAACAGGACUAGAUGUUUCCACAGCAGAGGAAUUACAGGUAGCAAAUUAUGGAGUUGGAGGACAGUAUGAACCCCAUUUUGAUUUUGCACGGAAAGAUGAACCAGAUGCUUUCAAAGAGCUGGGGACAGGAAAUAGAAUUGCUACAUGGCUGUUUUAUAUGAGUGAUGUGUCAGCAGGAGGAGCCACUGUUUUUCCUGAAGUAGGAGCUAGUGUUUGGCCCAAAAAGGGAACUGCUGUUUUCUGGUAUAAUCUGUUUGCCAGUGGAGAAGGAGAUUAUAGUACACGGCAUGCAGCCUGUCCUGUGCUAGUUGGAAACAAAUGGGUAUCCAAUAAAUGGCUCCAUGAACGUGGACAAGAAUUUCGAAGACCAUGCACCUUAUCAGAAUUGGAAUGACACAUAGGCUUCCCUUCCUCUCCUGUUAUACUCUAAUGUGUCUGAUAUGCACAUGUCCCAGUCUUAACUUUCCAGAGUUUACAAUUGACUAACACUCCAUGAUUGAUUUCAGUCAUGAACCUCAUCCGAUGUUUCAUCUGGGGACAAUCACUAACUUUGUGGGGUUUUUUUUCUUUUAAAAGUAACACUAAAUCACCAUAUUGUACAUAUAAACCUUUAAAGUUCAGUUGGUAUCACAGAGGAUAAAGCAAGGUAGAGUUAAAAAUGAGUUACACUUGUAUCUUAAAGAACUUCUUGGUUGGAUAAAGAAAACAGUUUAAGCAUCUGAUUAUAGUAUUUCACUACAUCUCAGUGUUUAGGGGGUAAGCUCGAAUGGGCCAUGUGAUGAAGGAACAGAAGCCUCGUAGUAUGAACCUAGGUAUUAGGUUUACCUAGUCUUACUUCUUUUCUGGAUCUGCCUGAAGACUAGGAAUAAACUAGGCCUCUAAUCUCGGUUCCAUUUGAUGUUUGCCCCAUAUGCUAUUCUAAGUUGAUUUUUUUUCCUUCCAAGUCUUUUUAAAGAAAGUAUACUGUAUUUUACCAAUCCCAUUCUUCUCUCAUAGCUCCUCUGUGGUGAAUUAAAUCUGAGUUAAAAUACUUUGAUUAAACAAAAAUUUUUAAUACAAAGCCCUAUAUAACAACACUGAGUCUUAACUAAAAUGAUCAUUAGUCUCUUUCCCCCUUAAAUGACUGAUGAUUUUGUCCAUAAAAUUUGCUGUUUUUCUUAGUGCUAAUACCUUGCCUCUUAUUCCUGCUAUAGCAGGGUGAUAAUAUUGGCAUUCUGAUAAAAUAUUGUGCCUUAGGAGACUGGAAAUUUAAAAAUGUACAAGUCCUUUUAAUGAUGAGGGAAUUGAUUUAAAAAAAAAAAAAAGAUCUUUUCUAAAAAGCCAAAAUGUUUGUUUUUCUCAAUUCUGAAAUGUGUUGUGACAACAAUGACCUAUUUAUGAUCUUAAAUCUUUUUUUAAAAAUGU